CGCCUGUCCGUCAGGCGGCUGAAGCGUUAGGGGGCGGCAGCGGCCAUUUUGGAGGAGAGCGCGGGGCCGGAGGGAGCGCGGAGGCCUCCCCUGCCAUGGCAGCCCCGCUCGGUACCGGCGCCCACGCGGAGGAGACAGGGCAGGAGAAACAGGACACACAAGAGAAGGAAACCAUCACCCCUGAGAGAGCAGAAGAGGCGAAACUGAAGGCUAAAUACCCCAACCUAGGCCAGAAGCCUGGAGGCUCCGACUUCCUCAUGAAGAGACUGCAGAAAGGGCAAAAAUACUUUGAUUCUGGUGACUACAACAUGGCCAAGGCAAAGAUGAAGAACAAGCAGUUGCCAAGUGUGGGGCCAGACAAGAACCUGGUGACAGGAGACCACAUCCCCACACCUCAGGACCUCCCGCAGAGAAAAUCCUCCCUUGUGACCAGCAAGCUGGCAGGGUAGCCUGCAUUCAUGGGCUGGGCUCUUUCCUAUUUUCUUUUUUCCUUUUGGCUAAAUGGAUUGAACUUACUGUACCAUAGGGACGGGAGCACCAGAAUCCACAUAGUUAUUUGAGUAUUUACAGUGAACACACCAAAACCAAGAAGGCGAGAGAGAGGAGUCAGUAGCCUGGGAUACACAGGCAGAUUUGAUUGGGCUGAUCCUUUUAGCGAGUUGGUUUGCUGCCUUAAUUUUCACAUUGUUUGAAACCAUCCUCGCUUGCAGAGCCACUGAAGCACUGCCUCCUUGCUGGGAGAGUCAAGCAUCCCUGGGAGAAACUGCUGUUUGCUUGGCACCGAGUGGGAGGGGGGAGCUCAGGGCUGUGGCAUGUGAAUGCUUUUCAGGCACCGGGUGUCUGCAGAGGAAGAACUGGCUGGGCAAAACAUGCGAUACGUGAUUUGGAAGUUUAGUUAGGUGUGUGUGUUAGAGCUUUUACGUGAAGAAAUUAGCUGAUACGCAAACAAUUCUGUGGCUCUGUUGCUGGGAUAAGCUGCCUGGAAUCUGUCCCCUGUUUCUGCAAAGCAGCUGAACACGGAGGAGGGGAUGAUGCGUCCAGUGGCUGUGGGAGAGAGGCCAGGCAGUGUUUGUAAUGGUCCUGGUGGCUUGGAGCUGCGACAAGGCGUUCUGGGGGUAUCUGAGUGUGGCUGUGCUGGAGGGCUGCAGUGUGAGGCUCGCAGCUGCCCCAGAGGGUUUGGGGCAGCUUCUCUCUCCCUGGUCAGUUCUGGCUGGCGAGACUGCCUGCCUUGGCAAGGGUGACAGAUGGCUCCCCUCCCAGUAGGCAGCAAAAGGUGGUGAGCUGAAUCCCGCUGGCAGCAGGGUGCUCGGGACACAGGGGAAAGUGGCCAAGUGGGCAGAGCCGUCUGGUCGCAUGCAGCCCCUGCCUGAUGCCCACUUUGGCGCUUGUAAAGCAGGGACUGGAAGCAGCCGAUAAGAUGGAUGUGAGCUGUUGGAGCUGAUCUCUGGAGAGAGAGAGGCAGGAAUGGGAAUAACCACCCUGGAAGGGUAAAAAGCACUAGACAGACACAGAGAGCAUGGAGAUUAGGAAGAGAGGAGCAUAGAGGCGAGGCAAACCUGUGUUGAUAGUGUCAGGCACCCCAAGCUUGGAUUUCUUUCUCCCUUUUUUUUCCCUCUUGCCUUUUCUUUGUUCCAGGCCUGAAAAAAACCCAAACCAAAAAUAAAAAAAAACCCAAACACUCCUCCCCUCUCCCGCAAAGGUUGGUGUGAUGGCUGCAGCCUGCAAAACCAUGUGUGUGCUCAGUGCAUGUACUCUCCGCUCCUCAUGCAGUGGUGAUGAAGCAACCUCCCAUCCUGUCAAAAGAUUUUGGCAUGCCUGUGCCAGGGCAGCGUUGAACCUGCCUGGUUUAGACCUGGUUUUGAAGGCACGUGGGCAAAAGGAAGUUGAGUGGAUGUCUUUUCUUUUUUCCUCUUUUUUUUUUUUUUUCUUUUUUUUCUCUUUGAGAUUCCCACCAGGUCAGGAGAAACCAAGACAGGGAGGCAACAGGCGAUGCUCUGCAUGGGUUCAGCUUUCCUUAUGUGUGUUCUUGGCUGGAUGACUCAGACUUUUGCUUUCAUUCUGCUGGCUGGAGCAAGAAACGUGGUGUUUCCUGGGACAGUGUUUGCUGAGGGUGUGCUGGAAUGUUUGUGUCUGCCUUUGGGUGGUUCGGAGCAACCCAGCUGUGGCUCCACUCAUCAGGGCACCAUGAGCCAGGGGCUCUGUUGUUGGCCCCGUGGCUGUGGAGGAUGGUUUUCUCUUUGUGGAGCCGGCAAGGAGUGUAGCGGGAUUGGGAGCUGCCACUUGUAACCAUGGGUCCAUGCUUCGGUCUCCGUCGUAUUUCCCUGUAUGACCUGGCAGGGGGCAGCACUGGCAGUGGCUGUGCAACCUCCUUGGAUGUUCUGCUGUCUGUCCUAGCCAUGUUGUAAAUAGAUAUGAAUCAUAUAUAUAAAAAUAUAUAUAAUUUUUUACAUGUUCA
Calidris pugnax (ruff) is the source of this 2455-nucleotide messenger RNA. It is a transcript of the gene ENSA, whose product is annotated as endosulfine alpha. Gene Ontology annotation, cellular component: cytoplasm. Gene Ontology annotation, molecular function: protein phosphatase inhibitor activity. Bases 96 to 449 code for a protein of 117 amino acids. The transcript is spliced from 3 exons. NCBI's taxonomy places the organism in Eukaryota, Metazoa, Chordata, Aves, Charadriiformes, Scolopacidae. The record is from RefSeq and is a predicted model, not a curated record.